AUGUCAAUUUUUGACUCAAAAAAGUUAUUAAUUAAUAGGGCAUUGUCUGAAUUAAGAAAGAAGUUGCCAGAGAUAAGGAAAGCUGAUGCUGAAGUAGCUGCACUGAAGAAAAACCUAGCAAAUUUACCUCAGAAAGAAGCAGCAGCAGCAGGAAAAUCAGUAGGAGAGGUGGUGGUGUCUAACAAGCCUAGUACUGCCGCAAUUUCUGGCACAGUUGGACUUCAAUCAGUGGUGAGGAGGAGGGCAUCAAUGCGCAUGAAGGUUCCUAUCUCUGAUUUUCACAAUUUUGACAAUGAUAGGGCUGAGCAAUGCUUCAAGGCGAAGCAGAUAUUGGCGCUCUAUGAUGAAAAAGAUGCUAUGCCACGUCUAGAAAAAAUAAAACGGGGAGGAUGCCUUAGAAUUUAUCCUAGGGGCGGGGAUAUAUGGGCCAUAUACAAGAACUGGUCAUCGGAAUGGAACAGGGAGACCCCCUUUGAAGUUAGGAAUCAAUAUGAGAUGGUGGAAGUUAUGAUGGAUUAUGAUGAAGAAGAUGGGGUUUGCAUGAGUCCACUGGUGAAAGUAGAUGGUUACAGGACUGUGUAUGGGAGGAACCCAGAUAAGGGUUCCAUUAGUUGGGUUUUGAAGAAGGAAAAGUUGAGAUUCUCACAUCGUGUUCCUUCUUGGCGAAUUAGAGGUGGAGAAAGGACUGAUGAUCUGCCAGAAUGCUGUUGGGAUCUGGACCCUGCCGCCACCCAAGAUGGCCUUAUCCUUCAACAGCAGCAAGAACAAGAAGAAGCUGAAGCUGGGAAACAUAAAUGUACUUGA
Molecule: messenger RNA, 804 nt
Organism: Impatiens glandulifera
Lineage: Eukaryota; Viridiplantae; Streptophyta; Magnoliopsida; Ericales; Balsaminaceae
Exons: 3
Coding region: 1-804 (267 amino acids)
Source: RefSeq, a predicted model, not a curated record